ACUCGAAAAUGUCAAUAAACUUCACAAGGACACCAAAAUUGUUGCUUGACAAAGUAGCCCACUACUCGUCAUUUGUGGAAAGCACAAAGCUUGUGAAGACUCGAGACGUAAAGAAACCACCCAGAUAUCCAAGUUUUUCAGUGAAGAAACCGACGAAAAAUCAAAAAAUAAGCCAGCACUUUGAUUAUCUUCUAGUAUUAGACUUUGAGGCCACGUGCCAAGAUAACUGGAAGGGACCAAUGCACCCGGUUCAAGAAAUCAUCGAAUUCCCAGUGGUCCAGCUCUCGACGGCGGAUUGGAGCGAAAUUCGCCGUUUUCAUCAAUACAUAAAGCCGACGGAAUUUCCAAGGCUCACAUCUUUCUGCACAUCUUUAACGAGAAUUAUUCAGGAAAUGGUUGACGAAAAACCGAAGCUUCCAGAAGUUUUAUCGGAAUUUGAUAGCUGGCUGAAAGAGGAUUCUCGGUUGAAACAGGGAAAUUUUGCAUUUGUUACUUGUGGAGACUGGGAUCUGAAAGUCGCGCUGCCGAGUGAGGCGAAAUUUAAGAAUAUCGAAAUUCCAGAGUACUUCAAUCAAUGGAUCAACGUGAAAAAGGCGUACGCGGAGCACACAAAUCAUUUCGCGAAAGGAAUGACUCAGCUCCUAGCCAUCUACAAGCUACAACAUCAGGGCCGCCUCCACAGUGGAAUCGAUGACGUGGCAAAUAUCUGCGAAAUUGUUCGGUGUUUGGGCAGGGACGGGCACAAUUAUCGAAUCACAGGCUCCAAGGACACAAUGACGCGGAGGGUGUUCAGAGAUGCGAGGAAAUAAUUUUUGUUGAAUUUUUAUCGAUUUUUCAGCUAGUUUUUAACAUAUAAAUGAGAUUUAUCAACAAUUUUCAACCGAUAUUUGCUCACAAUUCACUCUAAUCAGGUUUUAAAUCUGAUUUUCAGAAUUUCCGAUUGCAAUUUCCAGGAAUAAAAAUAUUUUAAUUUGAG
Messenger RNA from Caenorhabditis elegans, 976 nucleotides. RefSeq names its product Exonuclease domain-containing protein (gene M02B7.2). Bases 9 to 809 code for a protein of 266 amino acids. Lineage: Eukaryota; Metazoa; Nematoda; Chromadorea; Rhabditida; Rhabditidae. The transcript has 6 exons. The record is from RefSeq and is marked reviewed. Gene Ontology annotation, molecular function: 3'-5'-RNA exonuclease activity; nucleic acid binding.